Messenger RNA from Salpingoeca rosetta, 1523 nucleotides. RefSeq lists its product as uncharacterized. The record is from RefSeq and is a predicted model, not a curated record. The transcript is spliced from 12 exons. Gene Ontology annotation, cellular component: eukaryotic translation initiation factor 3 complex. Bases 97 to 1278 code for a protein of 393 amino acids. Gene Ontology annotation, biological process: cytoplasmic translational initiation. Lineage: Eukaryota; Choanoflagellata; Craspedida; Salpingoecidae.
UUUUUCAUCGCUGGCAGCGCGCACAAGCAGCACAGAAAGCACACGUGUGGAAGGCUACAGCAACCACUGCAGAAGAGACAACACAGACACACCAUCAUGGACGCAGAGGAACUCCAACAACAUCUCCGGGCAUUGGCUGCGGGCGUUGCCGCCACAGUGGAUGAUGAGAAGCUGAGCGCAGACUGCGAUCGCUUGCUGGACCAGAACAAGCCUGUCGAGGUUCUCAGCCGCAUCGUUGGCCUCGCCGGCUCCCUCACCACAGAAGAGGAUAUGCUUGACGACAUGCUGCUGAACGCCAUGCUCCUGCAAGUGACGCACCAGCCUGCAGAGGUCCAGGACCAGCUCAUUCCGCCGUUCCUCACCUCCCUUCAAACUCACACAGCCUCUGGCCCCAACGUGGCCGUCGUCGUCAGCACGGUGACAUCGCUGUUCAACCUUCUUCCCGCCAACUCCAAGCACCGCUACGAUGUGCUUUACCAGCUUCUGUCCUGCGGUCUGGAGGCAACACAGGGCACCAGCGAGCUUGCACAGCAGGUUGACGCCAACGUGGAUGCGUGGAUCAAGGACUGGGAGCUGACACAACCACAGCAGCGGGCACUCUUCAAACUCUUUGCUGCAAAACUGCAGGAGGCCAACAACAAGGCGCUGAGCAAGAAGUACCUGACGCGGUAUGUCAAGUCGUUUGACGGUGCAGCGGCGUCGUCCCUGCACGAGGCCUCGCAGGAGGCCCGCGACCUCAUUGCACAGGCGCUGAACACGAGCGCGGCGGACUCGCUCGAUCUCCUCGGCAUGGACGCCGUCAAGCACCUCAAGGAAGAACCGGGUUACAAGCUGCUGGAGGUGCUCACAAAGGGCGACGUACCCGGCUUCAACAUCGUGUGCCAAGAGCACCCAUCCGCCUUCACAGACCUCGGCCUGGACCAGGAGCAGGUCGCCACGCGCGUGCAGCUCAUGGCGCUGGCCAAGUUCUGCGCAAAGAAGACGCAGGUGACGUUUGCAGAGGUGGCGAGCGGACUGUCCAUCCAGGAGGACCAGGUGGAGCAGCUCGUCAUCAACGCUCUGCGGCACUCUGUUCUUGAGGCGACGAUUGAUGACGUGAACAAAGUGGUCAACGUCACCCGCGUCAUCUACGACUCGUUUGAGCCUGAGGACUGGAAGAGCCUUCACGCCCAACUCAUGGCGUGGAAGACCAACAUUGAGCAAGUGCGGACGACGUUGGAUAAGGUUAAGUUGAAGGUGCAAGAGAAGCGCCAGCCCCGUCGCACAUACCGCAAGUAGUGCUGUGCUGUCCCUUGAGCACCGAAAUGAACAUGAUAGGCACCCAAAGGCCCCACCACCCACAAUACCACCACUCGUCCGCUCGCGUGGCAUCUUCCGAAUGCAUUGUGCGUGUUGCUUGUUGUGAUUGUGCAUUUGCCCACCACUGUGCUGUGCUGUCUUCCAUCCUCGUCCUGCUGUUGCUUGUUGUUGUGUUGCCAUUGUUUGCCACGUAUGAUGAAUGAACACGUCUCUCUCUUCAAACA